AUGUCUCAGUACCAGUCGGGCCAGCAGGCCUAUUACGGCCAGCAGAACCAUCCCCCCGCAUCCUCGCAGAAUACGUCGCAUCGCCCGUACGCAGCAUACUCGCCCCAACCAGACCAGGCCACGCCGUUGAGACGAAUGCCAAGCUACAUUGCUGGCGACGAUUCGAACUAUGCUCCUCCGGGGGCCAAUGGCGAGGGUGAACAUGGAACCCCCCAAGGCCACGCGCCUCCCGGAACUGUUUACAAUAACCUCAACCACACCGCGCAAGCCAACCUAGGCUCGAGACAUUCUCAGUUCUCUGUCGGGAGCUCCCAGCAGUCAAACCCGAGUCGCGCUUCGUCGCAUGGCUCGUCUGCGACUUCUACUUAUCCUAUACAGGCAUACCACAACUCAGUGCCGCCGCCAACCUCGCCGAAUGCCUACAAUCCACAGCAAUAUGUCCGGCCGCACUCGCUAUCUCAACCCCCGUCAAUGGCCUACAACCCUCAGACAUACACUGGGAAUCCGCAGUACAUGAACGCCCCAUCUCCGUACCAACCCUACAAUCCCGCUGCUUAUCAACCGAACCCGGCCCUGAAUCGACAGCCCACGAAUCCUACCGCGCGCUAUCAACAACCGGCUACGUAUGGAAUGCCGUCUCCCCAGACACAGGGGCCUCCGCUUCCCCCUCGUGGAGUAGACCACCCCUAUGGCCCGCGUCAAUCCCAGCUUUCUGCGGAGUCGUCUCCAAAUCCAAACUACGGCCAUUCCCCUACAAACCAACCUUCGCCCUCAUUGAGCUACCAUUCCUCGAUACACCACGCUGGGCAGCCAUCACCGGGCUUUGCAACGAACCAAUCAUACAUGAGCUCGAGCCCCAAUUCACAGCCUUCCCGUCAGCCUUCUCGUACGUCGCCGGCGUUACCACAACUUCCUCCCGUGAUUUCUUCGCCCACGAUUGAGGAGCACCCCCCGGCGCCACCCGCUCACCAGCCUCACGGUGAUUUAGUAUACGGAGACAAUAACUCUGCAGCAGUUUCGAGGAAUUCCGGAUCGUCUCCCACGUACCAAUCAACGGUUCCUCGGCGGACAGACACCCUGACUCGACACCCACAAGCUCGACCUCUCCCUGGCCCUCCUCCCGAUGCCGAAGCGGAAACACAGAACGGUUCAUUGAACACAUAUGACGAUCUGAUGAAACAGGUUGAAGCAGCCGUGCAAGGUCGAUCAGAAAUGAGGAAUCCCAACCCUAGAUGGUCGUCUCACACGGAAGGACGAACUACGGACGGCGAGCCUCGUCCUCUGUUUACGGAGGAUACUACAGCAUCCCAACUGUCUCCCGACGAGCAGCAUACACACACAAACGGGAGUGUUGCAACCGGUACAGGGCAAUAUGUCAAUUAUGAUGCGUAUAGUGACGAAAGCGACGCCGAGGCUGCUGCUGGUAUCGCAAUGAUGCAGAUGGCGGAUGAGGAAGAAAGGGUCGAAGCUGAGCGGCGAAUGAGCAGAACCGGAACAUCUGUUUCUCUCUUCGCCAGCCAGGAACCGCAACCGCAGCCGCCCACCCCUGGACUUUUCACCUCUUUCCAAGAAGCCAGCAGUGACAGUGACUAUGCCCAUUAUGAUUUGGCAGCGUACGGUGGGGGCUAUGAGGCUCCAAUGCACUAUGGGGAUACAUUUGCCUCGGGUACCGAGAUCAGGCUCCCUGGCGUGUCAAACUCUCUCCGAAACUCUGUUGAUGCAAGCUAUGCCGACGAAAACAGCCAUACUUUUGGCAAUCAUGGAUCGACACGCGGAUACCCUGAUCCCACCCCAGCGCGAGUUGAUACCGGGGGCACUGGCGGCUUAGCACGGCCAGGCACCAUGGGCCAUCGUAUGAGCUUCGAUGAUGCCGAUGAAGAUACUGUUCUACCAAUGCCCGAUAUCGAUACACCAUCAGGAAGCCAAAGCCCGGAAAAGGGCGAACCAGCAGACCUCUUCUAUCACCCGGGAAUGCGUCCACUACCACCGGCACCCGUGGAGCCAGCAAACAUUUUGUCUCAUUUGAUGCCCGCGGGCACUUAUCGGAAUGAUCAAUCAGGUGAUCAGGACGAGACUGAUCAAUUUAGACCUCUUCCUCCCAUUUCCACGAAUACUUACGACCAGUCACAGUCCAACCUGCCCCAAGUUCCGCGAUCAUCAUCCUUGUCGAGUCAUAGUAGCACACCACGUACCGAGGCUCCCAUUAGAUCCAAGACCGACGCAGAUCGUGCGAAAUACAAGCAGCAACAGGAGUUUUUACGUCAACAAGCACAGGACCCCACUGGUGCUCUUGGGUACAGUGCAAGCCCAGAGCCUUCUGCGAUAACUCUCGAUCUCCCAACCCUCCCCGCAAACAGACGGAAGAGGUUCAAUCCAGCGAAACUGUCGUCGGAGCAAUUCCGCAAGUGUUCUGAGCCAUGGGCGCUUAGCUCAAUUGUAGCAUGGGUGAAAGAUUUGAGUGAAGAUGAAACCGAUCUUAAAAAACAUGUGGUUGUCGAUGCCAUUGUCGCCUUGUUCACACAUAAAGUUCCCACGAUGAACACGGCUGACGCGGAAACACUCGGAGCCUCGGUCGUUAAUAGCAUGUUGAACGCAGGGGCACUGAUUAGGGAUGAAGAAUGGGUUAAAUUCAGCAACAGGUCGCUAUCCGGUGUUUUGUUCCAGAUAACGGGCAGUGGAUGUUAUUCUUCACGACUUCACGUCCAAGAGACUGAUGGGUUUGGCCGCUGUUACUCGCACCAUUGCAUGAGAACGCUGAAGAAGAUCAAUCUCAAGGCGCAAGUAAUGGGGCCUCAAAAGAAGGCACAGGAUUGGGUUACGUUCUACGGUAUCCCUAAAGAAGUCUGGGAAACCCACCCCAAGAAAGAGAUUGAUCGUCAAAACAACCUACAUGAAAUUGUCACGACUGAAGAUUCCUUCAUUGCGCAGUUGGAUGUGCUGAGAGAACUUUAUCGUGAUCAGCUGGCCAAAAUGCAGCCUUCUAUCAUCACGCCGAAACGCCUCGAGAAAUUUCUACGAGAUGUUUUUGGCAAGGUUGAUCAGGUUAAAAAAGUUAAUGAAGAUUAUCUUCUCGCACAGCUCAAGUAUCGGCAGAAGGAACAGGGACCUUUUAUUGCUGGUUUCAGUGACAUUUUUCGGGAAUGGAUACGAAAAGCCAAGGCAGCAUAUAUAGACUACGCUGCAACUUUCCCCAAUGCCAAUUAUCUAGUGCGCAAGGAAUCUGAGCGCAAUACACUCUUCAAGCAAUUCUUGAACCAAGCCCGCGACAACAAGCUUUCAAAUCGGUUAAGUUGGGAUACCUAUCUCAAGGCCCCCAUUACUCGAAUUCAACGAUACACGUUGUUGCUAUCGACAGUGCACAAGAACAUGACCAAGGACUCGGAAGAGAAGCACAAUUUGGCGCUGGCUAUUGAAGAAAUCAAGGUUGUUGCGCUCGAAUGUGACAAUAAAGUUGGCGAGAUGUCAAAGAAAGUCGAUCUCAUGGAACUCUCCGCCAGACUCCAACUCCGACCAGAGAUGAGAAAUGAAGUUGAACUGAAUCUUGAACACCUAGGAAGAGAGAUUAUCUUCCAGGGCGACCUUCAACGACCUGGUACGCGAACAAGAUUCAAUCUGGUUGAUACCCAUGCGGUGCUUUUCGAUCACUAUCUUGUCUUGGCCAAGGCUAUGCAAGGCCGCGAUGUAUCCAGGACUGGGAAAUUCGAAAUAUACGAUGUGUCAAAGUUACCGAUUCCUAUGGAUCUACUGGUCUUGGAAAGUACGAAUGAUGAUCCGGUGGUCAAGUCCUCGGUGAAAGGAAUCUCAACAGUAGCGCCUCCUUCAGGUGCUGCUGCUCGUGGCCCUGGCACAGGUCCUUUAACACAUACAAAUAGUUCCACCUCGACGACUUUGACUACUACAUCAUCUGGAAAGUCUUUCGUAGCAACGACUGUUCUCGAAAACUCCAAGGAUGACAAGAUUUUGUACCCUUUCAAGGUUAAACACCUGGGUAAAACUGGCACCUAUACGCUCUUUGCACCAUCUGCACAAAACAGACAAGAUUGGUGCGAAAAGAUCAUCGAAGCCAAGACGAAACAUGCUUCCUCUCUGUUCGCGCAAAAUGCCGAGCCCUUCCGGCUGCGAGUUUUGGCCGAUGCUGCCUUUACUUACUCGGAAACACCAGGAGCUAAACCCGUGAUGAUCAACGGUACUCCUCUUGAUCGAGCUAUACAAGAUGUCGAAGCAAAGUUUGCCAAUAUAGGUAUCCGGCCCAAUCCGGUCUCCCGGGCGGCCGUCAAUUGUGCCACGGUAUUCCAACAGCAAAGCGGGCAAUUGAUGUGUGCUAUUGGCACAGAUGCCGGGGUUUUCAUCUCUCGAUACGAUGAUCCUCGUGGCUGGACUAGAACGAUUACGAUCUCCCGAGUAACCCAGAUUGCGAUUUUUGAGGAAUUCAAUUUGAUGAUCCUUAUUGCCGACAAAUCUUUGAUUGCAUAUCACCUGGAUGUAGUGUGCCCAAACAGCGGCAUGCCUUCUCAGACGUCUCAACAUGAUUCUGCGCGCCGAGCACCGCAAAAGAUUUCAGGAAACCGUGAGGUUGGCUUCUUCUCUAUAGGUAGAAUGAAGGAUCGUGUGUUGGUGUUUUACAAGAAGCGAGACGGUAUCUCAUCUACUUUCAAGGUCAUCGAGCCAGUUCUACACAAGUCAACUACUAGUCGAUCACGCCUUUUCUCCUCUCGUCGUGGCCAAACCGAAUUCUUCCGCGACUAUGAUGAAUUCUACAUCCCCACGGAAAGUUACCACAUCAAUUUAUUCCAUACAUCCCUUGCCAUAUCGACACAGCGCGGAAUCGAGGUCUUGACACUUGAUAAGAAGCAGCCCUGGUCUGUGCCAAACCUUAGUUCUGGCGCACCAGAGGCACAGCCCUAUUUGACAAGUAUCGCGACCCGUAUCAAAGAUCUUCGGCCACUGGGUAUGUUCCGACUGAGUGACAGCGAGUUCCUGCUAGCAUACAGCGAAUGCGCAGUAUAUGUCAACAAGCUCGGCGAUGUGUCGCGGAGCGUUGUUAUGGAGUUUGUCGGACGAGCUCAUACAGCUUGCCUGUACGGCAAAUUCCUCAUUUUGCUAAAUGAGGAUUUCAUUGAAGUCCGCAAUGCAAUGAACGGCCGCUUGAGACAGGUCAUUCCAGGUCGUAAUGUUGUCUGCCUUGAUGAUGGUGGCAACAUGGAAGGAAACGCGCCUGUCAAUUCUAGCAGUUUUGCUGAAUCCGGUGCCAAUGGGCAGACUUCGUUGACAAGGGACCUUGCCCGUGUGGGUCGUACUAUCAAGAUUUGCAUGCAGCAUCCGCAGUACGAUCGCAGUCAAGUUGUGGUUGAGCUGAUUGAAAAUGAGGGGCAAAAGGAUUGA
Talaromyces rugulosus is the source of this 5382-nucleotide messenger RNA. RefSeq lists its product as uncharacterized. The coding region runs from base 1 to 5382 and encodes 1793 amino acids. Gene Ontology annotation, molecular function: guanyl-nucleotide exchange factor activity. The record is from RefSeq and is a predicted model, not a curated record. Lineage: Eukaryota; Fungi; Ascomycota; Eurotiomycetes; Eurotiales; Trichocomaceae. The transcript has 2 exons.